AUGUCUACCCAGCGAGCAGUCGUCCACAAGUCCCAGGGCGUGGCUGAAGUCCGAACUGACGUCCCUCUCCCCCAGCUCAAGGACGACUACAUCCUUGUCAAGACCAAAGCCAUAGCCCUCAAUCCUACGGACUGGAAAAGCCUCCAGAAUCGCACUUCGCCCGGAGCAAUCGUCGGCUGCGACUACUCGGGUGUUGUGGAAGACGUAGGAACGACCGUCUCCACACGCUUCAAAGUCGGAGAUAGGGUCGCCGGAUUCGUCUUCGGGGCCAACCCGGGCGACCACAACGACGGCGCGUUUGCUGAGUACAUCAGAGCCAAGGGAGAGUUCCAAGUCAAAAUCGCCGAUAACGUGACUUUUGAGGACGCGGCCACUUUGGGCGUGGGUAUUACCACCGUUGGCCAAGGACUCUACCAGUCGCUCGGCCUUCCUCUUCCCCCUAAGAAGGUGCAGGAGCACACCUCGAUCUUGAUCUACGGGGGCUCGACGGCGACCGGGACUCUGGCUGUCCAGUAUGCCAAAUUCUCCGGUCUACACGUUAUCGCGACUGCCUCCCCGCGCAACUUCGAUCUUGUGCGCAAACUCGGAGCGGACGAGGUGUUCGACUACAAAGACCCAGACUGCGGCGCUAAGAUCCGCGAAGCUACCAAAGACAAUCUCAAGCUAGUCUUCGACACCAUCUCUGAGAAGUCUUCUGUAGCCAUCUCGUGUGCAGCGCUCAGCACCCAGGGUGGCCACUACUCGUCCUUCCCUCCCGUGAAGGCCCGCCCGCGUGAUGACGUAAAGUACAGCUCCACACUCGCGUACACCGCCCUCGGGGUAAAGUUUAGCGACGAUUAUCCGGCGAGCCAGGCGGACUACGAGUUCGGCGUCAAGUUUUGGAGGCUAAGCGAAGAGUUGAUCAACAGCGGCAAGAUCAAGGCGCACCCGGUAGAGGUUCGGGCGGGAGGUCUCGACGUUGUCCCGCAAGGCCUGCAGGACCUCAAGGAUGGGAAUAUCAGCGGUGUUAAGCUUGUGUACAAGGUCGAGUAA
Messenger RNA from Trematosphaeria pertusa, 1032 nucleotides. Its product is annotated as oxidoreductase-like protein. The transcript is spliced from 2 exons. The record is from RefSeq and is a predicted model, not a curated record. Lineage: Eukaryota; Fungi; Ascomycota; Dothideomycetes; Pleosporales; Trematosphaeriaceae. Gene Ontology annotation, molecular function: oxidoreductase activity, acting on NAD(P)H. Bases 1 to 1032 code for a protein of 343 amino acids.